AGAGGAGACACAGAUCCAAGGACCCAACGCAGACACAAGGAGGAGGAGAGGAGGCUGUUAAGACCCCACAUCUCCACUGGCUUUUCUACACAUCGACUACACUCACAGCUGGGACCAUCAUGCCCAACUUCUCCGGUACCUGGAAAAUGAGGAGUAGUGAGAAUUUCGAUGAACUUCUCAAAGUCUUGGGAGUGAACGCGAUGCUGAGGAAGGUUGCCGUAGCUGCAGCCUCAAACCCUCAUGUGGAGAUACGACAGGAUGGGGAGACCUUCUACAUCAAAACCUCCACCAGUGUCCGCACCACCGAGAUCAACUUCACCAUCGGAGAGGAGUACUUCGAGGAGACCGUGGAUGGGAGAAAGUGCAAGAGCCUGGCCUCCUGGGAAACGGAGAAUAAGAUCUACUGCAGACAGACUCUGGUGGAGGGAGAUGGACCCAAAACCUUCUGGAGCCGCGAGCUCAACGGGGACGAGCUGACACUGAUUUUUGGGGCCGAUGACGUAGUAUGCACACGGAUCUACGUUCGAGAAUGACACCAACAGCAAAACAAAAUCUGAUUCAACAUGUUUCAUUUUUCUGUCAGUCUGAGAAACAGUAGCCAUGUAGUCCAGAAACUCUGAGCUGUCUUCUGCCUAUAGUCUCUUUACAUACACUUUCCAGACUUUGCAAUAGCCGUGUUUGUGUGAAUGUUGUGAACGUUUUGAGGACUAGCCGUAUCUGCCGUUCCAUCAAACUCUGCAGUGUAUCAUUGGAUUUAGAGGCUUCAACUUUUCUUGUCAGUAAAAAUAAACGUUUGGGGCACACUGAA
This is a messenger RNA of Periophthalmus magnuspinnatus, 808 nucleotides long. RefSeq names its product cellular retinoic acid binding protein 1a (gene crabp1a). Lineage: Eukaryota; Metazoa; Chordata; Actinopteri; Gobiiformes; Gobiidae. The coding region runs from base 120 to 533 and encodes 137 amino acids. Gene Ontology annotation, biological process: fatty acid transport. Gene Ontology annotation, molecular function: fatty acid binding. The transcript is spliced from 4 exons. Gene Ontology annotation, cellular component: nucleus; cytosol. The record is from RefSeq and is a predicted model, not a curated record.